AUGGCCUGGGACGAUGAGUUGAAGUUGAGGUACGGUGGCCGUCAUACGAGCCGUCUGCGGCACUUCAACCAAACUGAGAUCGAUGUCAACGACGGCCACUGGACGACCGGCAACAUGGGUGACAGACUCACUCAACUGCAAGAUGCUGUGGAUCAGCUUGCCCAGCAAUUCGUCGCAAGCUUCCACUUCGUCCACCGACGCCACGACCUAGAACUUCUUGGCCCCAACGACAAGAUACGCGAUGUCAAGCAGGAACCGGAUCAGAAGGAGGUGGACCCUCUCCCCGCGGACGAAUUCAAGGAAGGCCUAGCUGAGCUGUCACGCGACUUGAUUAUAACGGAACAACAAAUCGAAGUCCUCAUUUCCAGUCUGCCAGGCUUGGAUAGCAGCGAGGUUGAUCAGGAGCGAUACAUACAGGAGUUGGAAGACGAGCUCAAGGUUGCCGAGGCACAGAGACAGGACGCAAUUAAGGAGAAGGACCAGAUCCUCGGCAAGCUCGACGAGGUCAUCAGAAGCAUUCGCAGACCUUGA
Messenger RNA from Colletotrichum aenigma, 531 nucleotides. RefSeq names its product Mediator of RNA polymerase II transcription subunit 21 (gene srb-7). Lineage: Eukaryota; Fungi; Ascomycota; Sordariomycetes; Glomerellales; Glomerellaceae. The record is from RefSeq and is a predicted model, not a curated record. The transcript has 4 exons. Gene Ontology annotation, molecular function: transcription coregulator activity. Bases 1 to 531 code for a protein of 176 amino acids. Gene Ontology annotation, cellular component: mediator complex. Gene Ontology annotation, biological process: regulation of transcription by RNA polymerase II.